Messenger RNA from Bufo bufo (common toad), 1888 nucleotides. It is a transcript of the gene FAM174B, whose product is annotated as family with sequence similarity 174 member B. NCBI's taxonomy places the organism in Eukaryota, Metazoa, Chordata, Amphibia, Anura, Bufonidae. Bases 11 to 421 code for a protein of 136 amino acids. The record is from RefSeq and is a predicted model, not a curated record. The transcript has 3 exons.
GCAGCAGAAGAUGAGAGGCUUGCUGCUGCUGAGCUGCUGCGGGAGCCUGCUGCUGCUGUGUGCCGCCCUGGGCAGCGCAGUGUACCGGCGGGAGCAGGAGGAAGCCCCAGUGUCUGGGAAUGGCACCGUGCGCACUCCGGACACACAGGGCAACGACACUGCCAGGGUGACCCGCUUCAACAACAUAGGGCAGUACAUGCCCACCAUCAAGAGCGUCUUCAUCUUCGUGUGCGGCUUCAGCACCUUCCUCAUCGCCUGCCUCAUCGUCAAGAUCUUCAGGUCUGGGAAGAGAAUAAGGAAAACUCGGAAAUAUGACAUCAUAACAACACCAGCAGAGCGAGUAGAAAUGGCUCCUCUCAAUGAGGACAAUUUUGAGGACGAAGAUUCAACAGUGUUUGAUGUGAAAUAUAGAUAUAGGUAAGAACAUUUGAUCUUCCGACAUCUGGACACAAAAAUUUCCAGUGUUGCCAAAAGUCUGAAGCAGAGUUUGGAAACUUUAAUUUUAAAAAAAGAAGAGAAUAAUUUGUUCACGGAUUUUCGUCUGCAGUAAAAUGACAUGGAUAGAUGAGUUUAUCCUUAACUGAAAGCCCAUGUUCCUGAAGACUUCAGACAAAAUAGGGAAGGAAGCAUGGAGGAAGCCUUCUAACUGGAGCAUUCCUUUCUGUGUGCUGGGGGAUGAUUGGUCUCUGAUAACAUUUAUUUUUUAUUUUUUUAAAAUACAAACCAAAGAGCUGCUGCCAUUUAUUAAGUCAAGAGUACACAACUCCAUAAUUACUGGAAACAUGCCACUGGUGAAGCCAAAUCUGUGUCUUUCAGAUCACACUUGAAAAAUUAUUUUUCCUUUUUUUCCCCCAACAUAGUUGAUUAUAAAAAAAAAUGAGUUUCUUCAGCAUCAUCUACAGCCAGCUCCUGCAAUUUGCUACAUACAAAGAGAUAAUACCCAGUGACGCCAUUUUUCUGGAGGGAUACUAGGAAUGAAGCAGACUACCAUGAUACAACUAUAUACACUCCAAUUGCUUACAUUUUGCAUCAGCGAGAUCCCUCCUUUUCAAUAGUGAUGGCGACAUUUCCCUGUGCCUUAGCCACAUGUAGGUGCUCUACCUAAUCUGAUGUAUUCAGCAUGAUUACCAUCAAUCUGUAUGCAUAUAGUUGUUCCUAGCCUCUCAUAGCUUAUGGUGCGGGAACAUUUUAUAACCUCUUCUUGUGGGUCCAUUUAAAGUGAAAUGUUCAUUUUUGCUUCCUGUAACUUAUGGUAUUUUCCAUACCAUUCAGCAAUGGAAGUCAAACGCACACGAAAUGAUCAUCUCCAAUAUCCUAUUGUAUCAGCGUGUCGCUGCCAGUGGUGGCCUUUGUGUUUUAUAGAUUUUUGUUAGUCUGUUUAGAACAGAUAAUUGGGGUAGAAGUUAUUAACCUCUGGUUUGGGAGUGAAAAUAUUUUAGGUCUAAAUGUUUUUAAGGAUAGGUCACUAUGGUGUAUAUGGAAUGAUAAUUCAUAUUAAUAUAUUUUGAAUAUUUUCUAUGUUAACUAUAUAAUAUGUAAUAUAAAUAUAUAUGUCCAUUAAUAACAAAGUAAACCAUGGUUGACAACGUCGAUAUCCCAAGUGGUGAAGAAAUACUGUAUAGGAGCAUAUACAGCAGUGGUUUUGAAGGUGGGAGAAUUGACCACAAAACUAAAAUACAUUUGUGUGGAGUGUAUGAGCGAAGCUGUGAUUUAUUGAAUUCAAUGCUUUCCUUGUUAGCAGCAGCAAAUAAAGGUAAUACAGUGAUGGAUUAGAUUUUCCAAUAUAAAUAGUUCUUCAUAAGAAAUUGAUUUUACUAUUCCAGGAAGCUGGACUGGAUUGUUGCCACUCCACAUUUUGAACAGUUAUUAAAAGCUAUGUCCUUGACAA